AUGCCUGCCUUAACUUCGUCUUCGAGUUCGACUUCAUCAGAAAAGGCGAACACCAAUGAACGUAGACUUCCGAAUCCAGUUGUUGUGAUUCGCUUCCUGGCUUUCGCACUUCUUGUAUUCCUGAACUUCCAGCUUCUGGUGUUCACGGCCUGGAAUAUUCAUGCCGCGUUGUCUAUUUCUUUGCCUGUAUCAGGCCCUACGAUUGUCUUUAUCUUCAAUUGCUGUUUUCUCUACCUCUUCAUCGUCUUUGCAAUGGUCGAAUAUAUACGGCCCUAUUCAAAGACUGGUCAGAUCAAGUUUGAACUAGCUUGGUCAGGCGUUAUCAGCUUAAUGUAUCUUGGGGCUACGAUUUCUCUAACCGUCGAUGGCCCUACGCAGGUAUGCGAAGCGACAAAGGAUUCAAGCAUCUGCGCGUCCGCCUCCUUGUUACUCCCCGUAGCUUGGGCGACUACUCUCACCCUACUUACGUAUCUCUUUGGCUUAGUUGUUCUCUGUGCUGUCCACGUGCCUUCGUACCCGGCUAUUUGGGACGACACGGUGUACAAGUUUCCGUGGUUCCUACAUCCCGACGGUACUUAUCAACCGUACGUCCGGGAGCGCAAGACGGACGAAGAGACUGGCGACGCUUCAUCGCCUACCAGCAUUGCGACCCACGGGACUCGCCGACGCUUCACUCUCGAUCCACCUUCCUGGGCUAAAGCUCUCAACGUGCGAAGAGGAAGAGACUCGCCUUUCGCUACCAGUGGCGUCCAGUCCGGCACACCAUCCAUGGUCCCGUCUUCAGUGACCGUUGCACCGUCGGUACCGCCCAAGGACCUGCGUAUCAAAGUACCUCCUACUCCAUCACGCGAGGGGUCCCCUUUCCCAGAUAGCGUCGACAACCAAGACAUCCCCAUACCUCUUCCACGUCUCUCAGCCUGGAUACGCGCUGAUGCCAUCCGCGGCAUCACUGUACACACAAUCCCAAUCCCCACUCCGUGA
Molecule: messenger RNA, 981 nt
Organism: Pleurotus ostreatus (oyster mushroom)
Lineage: Eukaryota; Fungi; Basidiomycota; Agaricomycetes; Agaricales; Pleurotaceae
Exons: 7
Coding region: 1-981 (326 amino acids)
Source: RefSeq, a predicted model, not a curated record